CGGUAACGUGCACGAGGCAACAUCAUCGUCGCGGGUCCCAGGUGCAUCGCGGGGUGUGCUAUCGUAUAUCCCCGGGGGGGCUGCUCUUCUCCGGUAGCAUUACGCAGGAAAACGUUCAACGGUCGCUACCGCUCGUUACACUCGCACGGUUCUGUAAAUCGGAUUUGUGGCGUAGUGAACAGCAAACUCUCGGCCUCGGACUGCUGGUGCUGACUUUGGUGUUUGGAAGCAGUUCAGUCCCAGCUGGAACGUCGGGCGAUCGAAGCGUUUGUCGAUAGCGCGCACCAUGAUGGAGAGCCUUCAAACCGGAGUGGUCAAGUGUGGCGGCUAUCGGUACGACGAUGGCACCCGCUACAUCGGUGACUGGAACCAACGCGGCCAGAAGCACGGUAUGGGCUCGAUGAUGUUUUCGGACGGCACCCGGUACGAUGGAGCGUUCAGCAACGGCGUGUGCUCCGGGUUGGGCGUAAUGUGUUUUCCGGAUGGUGCCAAGUACGAGGGGGAAUUCAUGCAGGGGUGGUUCCACGGUCACGGUGUGUUUUGGCGAGCGGACGGCAUGAAGUACGAGGGAGAGUUCCGCGGAGGCCGCAUCUGGGGACUCGGGCUAGUGACGUUCAGCGACCAGAGCCACGGAUUCCCGCGCAACGAAGGCUUCUUCCAGGACUGUCGGCUGGUGCGCAAGAAGCGGUGUCCGGACGUGAUAAGCCGGGCGCAGAAGGUGGCCCUCAUGGCGCGAGCCCAGUGCGAUCAGGGUAACUGAGGUGGCUUCUCCGAGGGCGCAUUAGCAUUAAGUUUAGACAAGCUGGUUUUGUUGAAUCGUUAUUUUUUGCGGUUAGUAGCGGUCGUUCACAUUUUUUGAACAACUUUUUAGACACGUGUUAAGUUUCGUGGAUAAAAAUAUACUCUUAAACACAA
Molecule: messenger RNA, 915 nt
Organism: Anopheles cruzii
Lineage: Eukaryota; Metazoa; Arthropoda; Insecta; Diptera; Culicidae
Gene: rtp
Product: MORN repeat-containing protein 4 homolog
Exons: 4
Coding region: 287-760 (157 amino acids)
Source: RefSeq, a predicted model, not a curated record